CUAUCCUUUCCCCGUACCUCUUCUUCCUUCUACCUUCCUCUGUGCAAGGGAUUGUCAACCCAGACUUGACCGUCCAGCAUGGCUUCCUACGAGGAUAAGAGCCCUACGGGUGUCCCCGUCCAGGCUGUGCCCGUCCAACCCUCCGAGGACGAGCACCCACGGAUGGGCUGGGGUGAAUACCUGCUCACUCGGAUCCCAACCUUGGUGCCCCCCAUGAACCCUGCCCCCAACCCUUUCAAAGCUCUUGCUCUCCUGACCCGGAAACAAUGGCUCUUCUUCGGCGUCGCCUUCUUCGGCUGGUCGUGGGAUGCCUUCGAUUUCUUCACCGUUUCCUUGACCACCACCCAGCUUGCGGCUGACUUCGACAAGUCGGUCACCGAUAUCACCUGGGGUAUCACUCUCGUGCUCAUGCUCCGGUCCGUGGGUGCCAUCACCUUUGGAAUCGCGUCCGAUCGUUGGGGCCGCAAGUGGCCGUUCAUCGUGAAUAACAUACUUUUUAUUGUGCUGGAGCUGGGAACCGGUUUCUGCCAGACCUACAAACAGUUCCUGGGCUGUCGUGCCCUCUUUGGGAUUGCCAUGGGCGGUCUGUAUGGGAAUGCAGCGGCCACAGCACUCGAGGACUGCCCCAUGGAGGCGCGCGGUAUUGUGUCGGGUCUGCUCCAACAGGGCUAUGCGUUUGGAUACCUGCUGGCCACGGCGUUUGCCCGCGGAUUGGUCGGGACCACUUCGCACGGAUGGAGACCCCUGUACUGGUUCGGGGCUUGCCCUCCGGUCCUGAUCAUCAUCUACCGGCUUUGUCUGCCCGAGACGGACACGUUCCUCCAGCGGCAGGCAACCCGGGCGGAUGUUCGUGGAGGAGUGACUGGGACCUUCUUGUCAGAGGGCAAGACCGCCGUCCGCCGACACUGGCUGCUCCUGAUUUAUCUGGUCUUGCUGAUGGCGGGUUUCAACUUCAUGUCUCAUGGCUCACAAGACCUAUACCCAACCAUGCUGAAGAGCCAAUUCGGGUUCUCUGAGAAUGCCGUCACUGUCACCCAGGUUGUCGCCAAUCUAGGUGCUUUGACGGGUGGCACACUAUGCGGCUGGGCAAGUCAGAUCUUUGGCCGACGAUUCUCCAUCAUUGCGAUCAGCAUUGUGGGAGGCGCUCUGCUCUACCCGUAUACUUUUGUCACCUCCACCAACGUCAUGGCAGCGGCGUUCUUUGAGCAGUUUUGCGUGCAGGGCGCGUGGGGUGUCAUCCCCAUCCAUCUGAUGGAACUGUCUCCGGGAGCCAUUCGCACGUUUGCCGUGGGUACCGCGUACCAGCUGGGCAAUCUCGUGUCUUCGGCCAGCUCGACCAUCGAGUCGACGAUCGGAGAACGCUUUCCCUUGCCCCCCACCGACGCUGGCGCCAUAAGGUACCAGUAUGGCAAGGUGAUUUGCAUUUUCAUGGGUUGUGUGUAUGCCUACACCAUUAUCGUGACCUUUUUAGGCCCCGAGGCACUGGGCCGCCAGUUUGAUGUGGCGCACGAUGCGGACAUGGCGGAGGUGGCCGCCCACCGCGGGACUGCGGAGAGGAGCGAAAGCGACCCGGAGAAGGGCACGGCGCGGACAGUGGAAGGAUGAUCAAUCUAAUCAUAAUAAUUGCUUGGAACGAUUUAUGCAGCCUUUGUGAAGCGAUGAUUUGCUUGUAUUUUGAUAUCACUAGUAGUACGAUGAGC
This is a messenger RNA of Aspergillus heteromorphus CBS 117.55, 1700 nucleotides long. Its product is annotated as sugar transporter family protein. The transcript has 3 exons. The coding region runs from base 79 to 1605 and encodes 508 amino acids. Gene Ontology annotation, cellular component: plasma membrane. Gene Ontology annotation, molecular function: secondary active monocarboxylate transmembrane transporter activity. NCBI's taxonomy places the organism in Eukaryota, Fungi, Ascomycota, Eurotiomycetes, Eurotiales, Aspergillaceae. The record is from RefSeq and is a predicted model, not a curated record. Gene Ontology annotation, biological process: plasma membrane lactate transport.